CAUUUCAUGGGGGAAAAUCCUGCCAAGAACCAUUAUGCACAGCUUAACCAGGGAGAAGAGAAUGAGAUGGAGAUAUUUGGCUACAAAACUCAAGGCUGCCGAAGGGCCUUGUGCAUUGCUGGGUACAUCUUGUCCUGUGGGGCUCUGAGGCUGCUGUUUUACUGGAAGCCAGAGUGGGAUGUGUGGAUAAACUGCAUCCGAUGCAGCUUGGAAGAAGCCGAUAUUGUUCUGCUUAGAACAACGGAUGAUUUUCGGACUUAUUCUCAUAAGACUGUGACUUGGAUCUCUGUGUCUGCAUUUAUCAAAAGCAGAUCAGACUAUCCAGCCACUGAGGAAGACUCAAUCUUCAGCAAAGCUGUAAUGAAGCCAAGUUUGCUAGUAAAAACUAUCCAAGUGCAAAAAAUCCGCUAUGUCUGGAAUGACUAUGCAAAACAGUUCCAGAAAGUUGGAGUCCUAGAAGAUCACUACACUUGCUCAGCUAUACAUGAUAAAUUUGGUUCUGGUCUCACCUGCAAUGAACAAAAUGUCAGGAGAGUUAUUUGUGGGCCAAACACUAUUGAUGUUCCAGUGAUCCCUAUUUGGAAGCUACUCAUCAAAGAGGUCCUAAAUCCGUUUUACGUGUUCCAGCUGUUCAGUGUGUGUCUGUGGUUUGCUGAAGAUUACAUGGAGUAUGCCAUUGCCAUCAUAUUCAUGUCUCUCCUCUCAAUAUUUUUGACUGUAUAUGAUCUUAGAAAGCAAUCCAUUAAACUGCACAAACUGGUUGAGUCUCAUAACAGCAUCAUGGUCACUGUCUGCAGAAAUAAGGAAGGUUUCCAAGAGUUGGAAUCACACUAUCUUGUUCCUGGAGAUUUGCUGAUUUUGAAAGAGGGCAAAACCCUUUUGCCUUGUGAUGCCAUCCUGGUCAGCGGGCAGUGCACUGUAAAUGAAAGCAUGCUGACAGGAGAAAGUAUUCCUGUAACAAAGAUCCACCUACCACAAGCUGAUAAUUUGAAGCCCUGGAGAGUGUACUGUGCAGAGGAUUACAGAAAACAUGUCCUCUUCUGUGGAACAGAGGUCAUCCAGACCAAGGCAGAUGACAGAGGAGUAGUGAAAGCUGUGGUGCUGCAGACUGGUUUCAACACAGCCAAGGGGGAUCUGGUGAGAUCCAUUCUGUACCCUAAACCCAUGAACUUCAAGCUGUACAGGGAUGCCAUGUGGUUCCUGAUGUGCCUCAUAGCAUUAGCAGCCAUUGGAAUGAUCUACACAGUGUGUGUAUUUGCACUUAAUGGGGAGGAGACAGGAGAAGUGGUGAAGAAGGCUUUGGAUGUUAUCACUAUUGCUGUCCCACCAGCUCUGCCAGCUGCCUUGACAACAGGAAUCAUUUAUACCCAGCAGAGGUUGAAGAAAAAGGGCAUCUUUUGCAUCAGCCCACAGAGGAUCAACGUGUGUGGGCAGCUGAACCUUGUCUGCUUUGACAAAACUGGCACCUUAACAGAAGAUGGCCUGGAUCUUUGGGGCUUGCUGCCCUCUGAAAGAAACUGCUUUCAGAAUAUUCACAGUUUCCCUGCAGAUCACGGCCUGCCUUGGGGCCCAGUGUUCAAAGCACUGGCAGUUUGUCAUUCAUUAAUUGUUUGGGAAGGCAAGAUCCAAGGAGACCCACUGGAUGUGAAAAUGUUCGAGGCUACCAACUGGGUGAUAGAUGAUUCCAGCAGACAUCAGAAUGAAGAUCAAGAAUCCACACAUGCCACUGUUGUUAGACCUGGACUUCAAGCCACCACUGCCCCUGUGGAAGGAAUUACCAUUUUACAUCAGUUCCCAUUUUCCUCAGCCUUGCAAAGAAUGUCUGUCAUUGCCCAGGAAAUUGGUGGGGACACACAGGCCUUCACAAAAGGGGCUCCUGAAACAGUGGCCAUGCUGUGCAGAGCAGAAACAGUCCCAUCGAACUUUGAAAGCAAGCUCCUGCUCUACACAGCCCAGGGCUUUCGAGUCAUUGGCCUGGCCUGUAAAUCUCUGCAGGCAGGGAAGCCACCUGCUGCUCUAACAAGGGAGGAGGUAGAAUCUGAUCUGACAUUCCUGGGCCUGCUGAUAAUGGAGAAUCGAUUAAAGAGGGAGACAAAGCCUGUUCUGGAAGAGCUCAGUGCUGCCUGCAUCAGGACUGUUAUGGUCACAGGGGACAACAUUCAGACAGCUAUAACAGUUGCCAAAAAUGCUGGCAUGAUAGCUCCAACACACAGAGUGAUUCUUGUGGAAGCAAAUGAAGGGCCUGGAUCUUUUUCAGCAUCUAUAACCUGGAAAUUCCUAGAAGAAAACAAAAUUGAAGAUUACAGAGGCCUGGAGGAUGACAGUCAGACUGACCCAGGAAUCAGGCUGGCAUUGGCAUCAGGCCAGUAUCACUUUGCCAUGAGUGGAAAAUCUUACCAAAUUGUAGCACACCAUUUCAGGCACUUACUUCCAAAGCUCUUGCUGAAUGGAACAGUUUUUGCUAGAAUGUCUCCUAGUCAGAAAUCCAGUCUUGUAGAAGAAUUUCAAAAGCUGGAUUACUUUGUGGGCAUGUGUGGAGAUGGAGCCAAUGACUGUGGGGCUUUGAAAGUGGCACAUGCAGGGAUAUCCCUGUCGGAGCAGGAGGCAUCUGUGGCUUCACCGUUCACAUCCCGAACGCCCAGCAUAGCCUGUGUUCCAGAGCUAAUCAGGGAAGGCCGUGCUGCUCUUGUCACUUCCUUCUGCAUGUUCAAGUACAUGGCGCUGUACAGCAUAAUUCAGUACCUUGGUGUUCUCCUGCUUUACUGGCAACUAAACUCCUUUGGGAAUUACCAAUUUUUGUUCCAAGAUCUGGCUAUUACCACUGUAAUUGGUGUGACAAUGAGUUUCACACGUGCCUAUCCAAAGCUGGUCCCCUACAGGCCUCCAAGCCAGCUCAUCUCACCCCCACUGCUGCUCUCUGUUGUGCUUAACAUCCUCUUCAGCCUCAGCAUGCAGAUCUUCGGGUUUGUGGUGGUCCAGGAGCAGCCUUGGUAUUCCCAGACCGAUAUACACAGUGCCUGCCUAUCAGUGAACAACCAUGAGAGGAAUUCAUCCUCCAGCCUGGGCCUCCAUGGGGUGAGAGAUGGAGCUCAUGAGCAAACAGACAAUGGCUUCAAGAGCUAUGAAAACACCACAGUGUGGCUGCUAAGUACCAUCAAUUGCCUCAUUGUAGCACUAGUGUUUUCCAAGGGAAAGCCUUUCAGGCAACCCAUCUACACCAACUAUGUGUUCAUACUGGUGCUCAUAGGGCAGCUGGGUAUUUGCCUCUUCUUGAUGUUUGCUGACAUUGAUGGUCUCUACUCCAAGAUGGAUCUCGUUUGCACCCCUACCACGUGGCGAAUCUCCAUGGUGGGAAUGCUUGCAGUCACACUGGCUGUGUCCUUCCUUGUUGAGGAAGCAGUCAUUGAGAACAGACCCCUGUGGCUGCUUCUGAAAAAGACAUUCCAGUACCACUCAAAGAGCCACUACAAGAGGCUGCAGCGUGUGUUGGAGCAGGACUCAGCCUGGCCACCUCUGAAUGAAACCUUCUUCUCAGAUUCUGUGGCAGUAACAGUAGAAGGAAAUAUGGGAGGCCAUAGCAAUCCAACAUUUGACAGCAAUGAGGACUCGCUCUGAAAGAAACUGCAGUGAACAAAUGUCCAGGACAGUUGAAUUUGAUCUUAAAAGACUCAGUGACUUAAAAAGAGGAAGAGCUGCUCUCCCAUUCUAGGAGUAACCAGCUCUUGCUUACAUCUAAAUUAACUGGAAGCACAACAUCUUCUACAGUAAUACAAAGCCACAAUGAUGUUUCCUCUGUCCCCUUGCCCAUAUACAAAUGACUGCCAGCUGAAUAUUGGUAAAGUAUUUGUGGUUGAAACAGCCAUUACUGUGUCCCUCUGUUGAACUGCAUUAUUGGGGUCCCUAAGGGUGGGAGAUGCUCCAAAUGAACAGUAGCUAAUUGCAAUAGCAGCACUCCCCUGGGCAGAUCUCCUUUGAGAAAACAAGUAGAACUUACUGCUAAUAGAGGCUGCUGAGCAUAGGUGUCCCUGGGAUUCCUCCUGGAGUUUCAGAUACUGCUACUCAGUGUCUUGCUUAUUUUUGGAAGUUUAGUUUUAACCCUUCUGGCAAUACUUGGCUUCCCGAGCUGAAAGGAGCUGCAAACAGCCAAAGCUUUCUGGAAGUGUCCACUCCCAGCACCGUUGUGCUUUUCCCAUGAUGGGAGCAAGAAGCACUCUCUUGCAAGCUCACUGCUACCAGGAAACCUGUUUGCCCUCUUAGUUUUUAGCAAGUGAUAUUUGCAUUUUAUAGGUAAAAAAUGUUGACCUGCAAAGCAGAAUGAUUUCAUUAUUUAACUUUUUCUUUUUUUUUUUUUUUGGCAGGAGGUAUUUUUUCAGGAUAUCCAUUACACUGUAGAAUGGAAUGUGUUCAUUACAAAUUAUGAUCCUUCAAGGUCAUACUGUCCCUUGUGGGGUGAGCUUUCUUUACCAGGGCAGGUUCUGCACAGCUGGCUGCUACCUGGCAUCAGUUUUACCAGUGCCAAAAGAAGCAAAUAUUGAAGAGGUUAUUAACCUCUAGGACCUAAGGCCUGAAAUAAAAGAUGUGGAGCCAGCUAGGCCUCAAAAUAUUUUUUUUUAAUUCUGUGGCAUGCUCUUAGAGUCCAACCAUCAGAGGUUUAGUCUCUGGUUUCUCCAUAAUUGUAGAUGCAAUUCAAUCAUCAGCUCAUAUCCCUCACCUGCUAACCUUUGAUAAAAAAUUUUACUCACUUUGCUGUGCUGUAUUUGCCAUACAUAGAUGCAACAAUACUGCACAUUCCCAGCAAGUGUUACCUACUAAGAAAAAAAGAAGCUUCUACCUGCCCAUACUCUCUUAGCCCACUGAUGUUAAUCUGCAUUUCUCCUCACUGCAUUUUGCAAUUUUGGUUCCCAGCUGGAUAAAACAACAAGAUAGUCAAUCAGAAGGGCUUUGGACCAAGAGGAACUCUUCCUUCAUUGGAUAAGAUGUGCAGAGGAGCUAUGUUUUUGAGUUGCCUUCACAGCUUGUUUGCCACUCUUGGAGCUAGCCCAUGUUUUUACUGGGUGGGGCUGAGAUGCACUGGAGACUGUAUUUUCCCACCAUUGAGUGCUAAAGCACUCAUGUGCUGCCACAGGAAACAGGCAAGCUGGGAAUCAAUUGGGGAAGACUUAUUUGGGUUUUAGAUUUAAAAAUCAGCUUGGGAAAUAGAGAGCAAAUCUGAAGAAAACGUUAAUUGUUUUGAGUCAAUAUACCUGCACCAGAGUGGAGUCUGAAAAUAAUCUAGCCUGAACCUGAAAAUAACUAAGAAAAUAAAGAAAUAAUAGCUAAGAAUAAAAAUAAAAUACUCAACAAACUUAAACAAACAAUAUUUCAACUUGAAAAAAACAUUUAUUUGACUCAAAGCAAUUUUAUCAUCUGUUUUUGACAAGUUUGACAUAAGCAAAUGGAGUAAUACCUUUCCACCUACGGUAAUUUACCUAAUGGUAAAUGCCUGUCACACAACUUGACACAAACUAGAAAUAUUUCAUAAUAAUUCCUAGAAGUGUCUCCCAAGUUUUCCUGGGUUCCCAGUUCACAGCAAAAGCCACUGGGAGAAGGCUGGAUGCUCUCUGCAUUCCUUACAGCUGGAGGCACCAAAGAGCAGGUUUAGCGCAGGGACUCCUGUCAUUCUGUCUUUUAGGUACAGUAACAUUUUCUGAAGACAAAGUUCACUGUCCUGUUACAAACUCCCCGACAAAACCAAUAUGUUGCUGUAUGUGAUACAGUGACAGCAGCAGUAGCAUUGCAGACCAGGCAUGUGGUUUAUGUUCAGAUAUCACUGACACUAUAAAAGUAUCAAGUCUUGGUAAGCCUGUGGUAAUUGUUGGGUUGAGGAGAUAAAAACUGCUUGCCUGCUGCUGAAAUACAGCCUUACCUGCAAGAGAGCAGAAUUCAGAUGCCAGGCAAUGUUUAACCUCAGUCACUCUAGGCACUGUCAUCACCUCUGCUCCUUUUCAAAGGGGUCAGUGAGUCAGGCCAGCACUUGGGGACACAGUUAUGAAAUUUCACCUGGGUGCCUUGGGAUGGGGUGGCUGAUUCUUCACAGGCAUAAUCCAUGGGGGAGAGCUGCUGAGCCUCUUUUUUGGCUAUUAGCACACAUGCCUGGCAGAAGGUUGCAGGGAAUGAUAGGGAAGCUAAGGAGAUGCUGCAUGCUUGUAACAGCUAAAUAUUUCCCUUAUUGACUGUGUCUCUUCUUGGAGAGCAGUACUGCCAAAGACUGAUGCCCUUCUCCUCUGCUGUUGGCCCUCAUUCCUGACAGAACUUUUCCUGUGACAGGGAGAUCUUGCCUCCUGACUGAGCAGCAGCACAGACCUGGAGCACUUUUGCUUUUUGCAGCUGCUGGAACCAAAUCACAACUGCCCUUUCAUGGAGGCUCUUGCUAAUGAUCUGUAUUUUAGUCCAGCUAAGGCACACUCGUUCUUCUUUAACAGCCUUGGUUUAGUAGUCCAGAAACUAAAAAUCACCAGAGAAAUGCUGCUGCUGGGUUUACUUGUGGUCUCAACAGCAGAAUAAAGUACAGAGGGAAAUAUUUACAAAAUUGAUAUUUUUAAUUUCUUUUUCACCUCAUAACUUCCUUUUCUCCCACAACAUAGACACGGAAUGUUUUUUCCUGAAUAAAUAAGGAAAUACUGCAGGACUGAUCUUCCUCUACAGAGGACAAAACAAAUACAUCUUGUGGAUAAGAGGAGAAACAGUUAUGGAUGGUUACUUGCUGAGUUUGCAUCUAGAAAUGGCAGGCAUGUGUUUCUGUAUGCAGGAUAUUUUCGUGCCAUCUGUGUUCACUUCACUGGGAUAUGGAUGCUACAUGAGUGUCCUUAAAAUGGGAGAUACCUCUGAAUGCUGGGACUCUAAACUAGUCUGUUCCUGGACUUUUACUGAAGUACGUUUGAAACCCUACAAAAUUCAUGAAAAUUCCAGGGCUCUUGAAAUGGGUUAAAUUUGAUGUUACCAACCUUUCAGUGCCCUCUGGACAGAGGUUUUGAAGUAAAUUCCAGUGUGACACUCUGAAAAGUUUAUUUAAUUUGAACUUUGCCUUUUCAUCCAAGGCUGAAACCUCAUGUUUGAAAUACUAAUGGUAGUGCCUGGAGGCAGACUGGUCCUCAUAAGCUUGUGGUAGUUCAGUCCAGAUACAACUUCAGUGUCCAAGGGCUGGCACCCUCAUUUAGUGUCUUUCUAUUUGUUCUAGUAAAUGUUGAAGAAUGUAUUAAAUUUUCAGUGAGGGACCAAAUUUGUCAGAUGAAUAGUUCAUUUAAGCUCCAAUCUUUAUGCAGAAAACACUUUCAAUGGCUAUUUUAGUUCCACUAGCCUCCAGAAUAGUCUGUCACUAAUUCAGAGAAUCCGAGUGGUGAGCAAAUCUCCGAAAAACAUCAUUUAAACCUUUUGCUG
Zonotrichia albicollis (white-throated sparrow) is the source of this 7416-nucleotide messenger RNA. It is a transcript of the gene ATP13A4, whose product is annotated as ATPase 13A4. Gene Ontology annotation, molecular function: polyamine transmembrane transporter activity; P-type ion transporter activity; ATP hydrolysis activity. NCBI's taxonomy places the organism in Eukaryota, Metazoa, Chordata, Aves, Passeriformes, Passerellidae. Gene Ontology annotation, cellular component: endoplasmic reticulum membrane; late endosome membrane. Gene Ontology annotation, biological process: polyamine transmembrane transport; intracellular calcium ion homeostasis. The record is from RefSeq and is a predicted model, not a curated record.